UGAGCUAUCUUCGUUUGCCAACCGUUUGACAAAAUUCCUCAACGAAGAUGCUUUUGCAGUUGGGAUCAAAAUUGUACAGUUCUCUAUUACUGGGCAUCCGGGCACCACUAUGCCAGCAUCUCGAAUUCUCGUUCUUCUCGACGACUUCAUCUGCUUCUCCUAUUUCUCCUGACUUGCAAGAGAUAUGCCACAUUGUGUCGAGCGGAAUCGGUGGUCUAGAUGAGUUGGAAUCAAGUCUUGAUCGACCGAGGAUUUCAAUAACUCCUACCCUUGUAGCUCAGGUUAUUGAUGCUUGCAAAGAUGAAGCGCCCAGCAGAAGGUUACUUAGAUUCUUCACUUGGUCUCGCAAAAACUUGAACUGCAAAUUGGGGGACGAGGAGUUCAAUCAUGCAAUCCGGGUAUUUGCUGACAAGAAAGAUGUCACUGCCAUGGAUAUAUUGAUUUCAGAUCUGAGAAUGGAGCAACGGAAGAUGGAGGAGGGAACUUUUAGUCUUGUCGCCGAGACAUUGGUGAAACUGGGAAGAGAAGAUGAAGCCGUAGGGCUCUUUAAGAACUUGGAGAAGUUCAAGUGCUCAAGAGAUGGGUUUACUGUUAAUGGCAUCGUUCAAGCCCUUUGUACCAGUGGGCAUGCUAGGAAAGCUGAAGGGGUUGUUUGGCACCACAAGAGUAAGAUAUCUGGUGUAGAGCCUUGCAUUUAUAAGAAUCUUCUUUAUGGAUGGUGUGUCCAUGGCAACGUCAGGGAAGCUCGCAGGAUUCUCAAGGAAAUGAAGCUUUUUGGGGUUAUGCCGGACUUGUUCUGUUAUAACACUCUCCUCAGGUGCCUUUGCAAGAGGAACCUCAAAUUCAAUCCAUCGGCACUUGUUCCUGAAGCUACCAGUUUGAUGAUAGAGAUGAGGUCUAAUGGGGUGUUGCCUAAUGUAAUUAGCUUCAACAUCUUGCUCUCUUGUUUGGGUAGGACAAGAAGAGUGAAGGAAGCUUGUCGAGUUCUCUACUCCAUGAAGAAAUCAGGUUGUCAUCCUAAUUGGGUGAGCUUCUAUCUUGUUGUGAGAGUUCUGUAUUUGACAGGUAGAUUUGGAAGAGGGAAUCAGAUCGUGGAUGAGAUGAUUAAAGAAGGGUUUAUCCCAGAACCAAGGUUUUACUAUGAUUUGAUUGGUGUUCUCUGUGGGGUUGAGAGGGUGAACCAUGCUCUUGAUCUUCUUGAGCGGAUGAAGAAAAGCUUUGUAAGGGAUUGUGGGCCAGUAUAUGAUCUCCUGAUAGCCAAACUUUGUAGGGGAGGAGAGUUUGAAAGGGGUAUGCAGCUCUGGGAUGAAGCAGUGAAUAUGGGCAUCGCCCUUCACUGCUCAAGUGACGUGUUGGAUCCAUCUAUCACUGAGGUGUUUAAGAAGACAAAGAGAAGAGAGGUAGUCAACCUGAAUGACAGGAAAGAGCUGACAGCAGAUACAAGGACAAAGCGAAAAAUAGGGAAGAAAAAAGACAGUAGUACUAGAAAUAAGGAUAAGAAGAAGAAUGCGUCUGUUACUUGAUUCAUACUUCCUGUCCCCAACAUUUUGAGUUCUUCUACGGCAUACUAGUUGAUCUCUAAUGGUGAAUUAGAAGACUGUGGGUUCUCUAAAGGAAGAGAAAUGUUUACAUGAGUCUACUGAACUGUUGGAAAAUUCAGUAACAAUCUGGAAAGAAAUUUCAUUUGGAUCGGCAAGGAGCUGGAGGGAAAUGAGAAAUUUCAUCUUGUUGAGUGGGAACAGGUCACUAACCGCAAUGAACUUUAGACUUGUUUGGCAAAUGAACUGAGCUCUCUCAAGUGUAAUGUAUGUGGAGUUUUGGAAAUGAGCAUAUUAGCAUGGGAGAUUGUGAUAGGCACAUCCAAGCUCUACUACAGUGUGAGAUCUGAUUUUAGAAGGCUGGAGAAAAGACUUGUAGGUUGGAAAAGGAGAUUUCUCUCUAUUAGAGUGAAGGUGAUUAUUGUUUAUAGUAACCUAACCUUGCAAGUCCGAUGUCCUUGCUUUUAGCCCUGUAUCUGUGACAGACGAAAUGAAGUUGACAAAUUAGUUCUUAUGGGAGGAGUGAAAAAUAGAAAUUAGGAUGCCCAUGUUAUUCUAAACAUUAUCAUUGGCCAAUCUGUUUCUUUUGUUUCAGUUUCAAAAAAGAGUUGUGACAUUUGUCCUCUGCAAAAAUAAAUAAAUAAAGAAUGGUCUGAGGAUCAGCUGUGUGGUCUUUGCCUUAUGCUCAAAACUCCUUCUCGUUGCUCUCAAAAGUACUUUCUUCUAUAUGCAGUCCCUUUCCAUCCGUUUUUUCCUUCAAUAUUAAUGGAAUUCCUUCUUUUUUUCACUUGGAAUUCAUUGCCAAGGUGGCUUUGUUUCCCUGUCAGUUUGAUAUGUUUGAGUCCUUGGAUUUCUACUGGUUUUCAAUCUCAUGGUCAUGGUUACAGGUUCAUUGAUGGAUCUUGUUGCUGGUCUGUUUCUAAUACUUGAAAUCAUUGUGGUCUAACUCGGGCUCUUCCCUGCACAUUUUUACUGGACUGUCGAUACUAUUAUUUUGUUUUGUUGUGAAUAAUCAGUUUGACAUACUACUCAAAAUUGCAUUCCUAUUCUCUUUCCAGUAUUAUUUCGCCUUUUGGUUGAGCCUUGGCAGUGCCGGGAGUGUGGGGUCUUCUGCGGGUUCUUCAUGCCCUGGGUAUCAACUUUUGAGGCCUUUUCUGUUAGGAUACUGAAUUGAAGAAGCUCAUCCACUGUAUGGUAAAUUUGGAAUCUGUCUUUGCAUGUUAUUCUUAUUUGCAAAUUCAACAAUUCAACUACAAAGUACAAAUUUGAGUAGCCCAUGAUGUACUUUGGUUCAACAGCUUGCUUAUGUACAGUGUUCCAAAUGCCUCAUCCUUCAUCUUAUACUUUGAUGAAAAGUUGUUGGUGCACAAGGAAAUCUGUGAUAACAUGGACUUCUCAAACUGAA
Macadamia integrifolia is the source of this 2943-nucleotide messenger RNA. Its product is annotated as pentatricopeptide repeat-containing protein At5g61370, mitochondrial. The record is from RefSeq and is a predicted model, not a curated record. NCBI's taxonomy places the organism in Eukaryota, Viridiplantae, Streptophyta, Magnoliopsida, Proteales, Proteaceae. The transcript is spliced from 4 exons. Bases 48 to 1523 code for a protein of 491 amino acids. Gene Ontology annotation, molecular function: protein binding.